UUUAUCUACAACUACAACUACUGCGGCACAGGAUUCUUUGAGGAAAUGGUGUUUUCCGAGCGGUCAACUUUGUCCAACUCAAUUCUCUUGCUAAACCCAGUCCAUGACUUCGCAUUCUUCAGCCAAUUUCUGCUCUCUUCCAAUUCCUCCGCUCCAAUCGGGUUUCUCUCUCUCAUCUCGCCUUCUCUCUUGAUGUUUCUCUCUUUUUUAUGUCGGCUACUGCCCUGCAAUUCGUUGAUUCGCCGCCGGAAGAUUCUUUUGCUGCUCUUUUUGUGUGAUCGGAACUUGAAUUCGUUGGGCUCUGAGUUUUAGGCGAUUCGGUGAAGUGGGUUUGGAUCGUCUGCGUGUUCGGUGUGGAAUUCGGCGCAAUUUUGGGAGUUGCUUUGGGGAAUUGCUGCUGUUGCGAUAUCGCCUUUCGUCCCCUUUGAUGAGUAUGGACUGAUCUUGGUAGGGUUUGGGUGAAUUUUGAUGGGAUUUUGCUGGCAGUAAGAGAAAUAAACGCUUUCUGUAUAGUAUUGGACGCUAUUCGAAGUCAUAAGUUGUGGUUACAAUACGAUUCUGGACUUGCUUGUUGGAGUUUGGGCAUAAACUGGGACCGGAUUACAGAUAGUUUUUACUUUCGGGUUUCUGUCGACUUGAUGAUCAGGAUGGAAUAAAUUGAUUAAAUUGUCUCAUCGCUUUCUCGGUGUUUGGUUUUCAAAGAUGGCUUUUCUUCUUGUUAUUUCAUCGAUAGUGGCUUCCGUUAUGGGCAUGUUGUUGGUGCAAUCGCCCAGAGUAUUGGCUUCUGAGUUUAUGAUGGAAUCGGGGGUUUCAACAAGUGUCUAUCAGAUUCCCUAUCCAGUUUCUGAUGGUUGUGAACGUUAUUUCGUGAAUGGGAUCUCAAUGGACAGAACUUUGUUCUGUAAGGUGCUGCAGUUUUUCCAUGGAUAUCCUUGCAUAUUUGAGAAUUCUGGGGGCAGUGAUGGUUGCCAUUGGGAUAAUUCAUUCACUGGUCUGUCGGUCAAAGCAUCAAGGAAACUGUUAAAAGAAGAACAGAAGGAGGAAUACCCUAACCUUAAAGACGGUCAGAAUCAUGAUCGGAUAGCAAAAGAGGAUAAAAAAUCUUUUGCAUCCCCAAAAAAUAUUGGAAUUGUUUUAACUGGAACCUUCGUUUUAUGCUGUGGCGUCCUCUGUCCUUGUUUUUAUAGAAAGAGGAGACGCACUGUUCAAAAAGCUUUAGUCAAAGAACAACAAUCGGUGCAUUCAAGCUCCAUUGAAGUGAUGAGCUCUGCUCCUGAAAAGAUUCCACCAAGUCCACUUCGUGUACCACCUAGUCCUAGAUAUUCUCCAUCUCCUAAACUAAAACGGCUUGGAUCAGUUCAUCUCAAUAUGAGUCAAGUUGUAAGAGCGACUCGUGAUUUCUCACCAUCUCUACGCAUAGGUGAAGGAGGUUUUGGAACUGUCUACAAAGCUCAGCUGGAAGAUGGGCACAUAGUUGCCGUUAAACGUGCUAAAAAGGAAAUCUUUGAGAAUUCACGAACUGAUUUCAGCAGUGAAGUAGAAUUACUGGCCAAAAUUGAUCAUCGCAGUCUGGUUAAGCUGUUAGGUUAUGUUGACCAUGGAAAUGAACGCAUUAUCAUUACGGAAUAUGUAGGAAAUGGUACUCUUAGAGAACACUUGGAUGGUGUGCAUGGAAAAGUAUUGGAUUUUAAUCAGAGACUUGAAAUUGCCAUUGACAUUGCUCAUGGACUAACUUAUCUCCAUCUAUAUGCAGAGAAACAAAUUAUUCAUAGAGAUGUCAAAUCGACCAACAUUCUUCUUACUGAAAGCAUGAGAGCGAAGGUGGCGGAUUUUGGAUUUGCAAGGCUUGGCACAUUGGGUACUGAACAAACGCACAUUUCAACCCAGGUGAAAGGAACAGUUGGUUACCUAGACCCGGAGUAUAUGAAGACUUACCAACUUACUACUAAGAGUGAUGUCUACUCAUUCGGGAUUUUACUCGUCGAAAUUCUAACCGGACGGCGUCCGUUGGAAGCAAAGAGGCCUCCUGAGGAGCGGGUCACAAUAAGAUGGGCUUUCACCAAGUAUAGUGAUGACAAAAUACUGGAAACGUUAGAUCCUUUACUGGACGAAACUGUGGACGUGGAGAUUGUCGUCAAAAUGUUUGAGUUGGCAAUUCAAUGUGCAGCACCAGUACGAGCGGACCGUCCAGACAUGAAGUUAGUUGGGGAGCAGUUGUGGGCAAUAAGAGCAGAUUACAUAUCACAGAAGAAGGAUAAGGCAAGAUUUCCAUGAAGAGGUGUGUUGUGUUUGAAACUCAAACUCCAAACUCCAUAGUUGAUCAAGCAUAGUGUGAUUUCAUUAGUUUACCAUGUCAUUACUCAUUAGAAGUUCACCUCCACCAGAGUUUAACUCGUCUAUAAAUUUAUAGUUUCUUUUUUUCCUUGGUUUUUCUCCCUGUUUAUUUUUAUUUUUAUUUUUUUAAAUUCCCCCUCAGUUACCCUGUUUUUAGUUUAAAAUUUUUGUUUACGAUUUAAAUCUUUCUAAAACCCCUUUGUACUAUUGUGUAAAGAAAGUUAAUUUGUCUCAAUUUGACGGUAUAAGUUUAUGGUCUUA
Messenger RNA from Momordica charantia (bitter melon), 2595 nucleotides. It is a transcript of the gene CRCK3, whose product is annotated as calmodulin-binding receptor-like cytoplasmic kinase 3. NCBI's taxonomy places the organism in Eukaryota, Viridiplantae, Streptophyta, Magnoliopsida, Cucurbitales, Cucurbitaceae. The record is from RefSeq and is a predicted model, not a curated record. Gene Ontology annotation, biological process: protein phosphorylation. Gene Ontology annotation, molecular function: protein kinase activity; ATP binding.